Molecule: messenger RNA, 3189 nt
Organism: Purpureocillium lilacinum
Lineage: Eukaryota; Fungi; Ascomycota; Sordariomycetes; Hypocreales; Ophiocordycipitaceae
Source: RefSeq, a predicted model, not a curated record
AUGAAUUUCGUGGGCUCGCUGACGGCCGAUGGCCAGAGUAACAACCAUAUCGGAGAUGUCAUUAACGUUCAUUUCUCCGUGGCAGGAACACCCGACAGCGAACUACUCAGCAGCCUCUACGUCACCGAUCCAUCAAAUGACCUGCAGUCUCUCAAACGGAAAAAGGGAAACAGAGUCGAAGGUACCUGCGAGUGGAUCCUUACGACUCCACAGCUUGUCAAGUGGAUAGAUAUCCCGGAUGAUUCUUCCGUGGAACCUGUGUCCCGCAUACUGUGGCUCCAUGGGAGACCUGGUCAAGGGAAGUCGACAUUGGCUAUGUACAUCACGGAGGCAUUGACCGCAUCGUUCAAAGAUGAUUCGACGAAAGCAUUGAGCUACUUCUUCUGCGACGCAAGUUAUGCCACUAGGACAACUGCCAACUCCAUUCUUCGAGGGCUACUGUGGCACUUCUACACUUCGGAUCCUGAGCUCAUCCCGGCUUACGCGAGACAGCGUUACAGCCAGCUCAGAGACAAGUUAUUUCGCGACUUCGACUCCCUUUGGACCUUGUUCUUGGAAACGGUCGCAGCGAACGCUUCUCGCCAGUUCUAUUGCAUAAUUGACGCAUUGGAUGAAUGUGGCGAAGAGUCCAGGGUCGAUAUUCUGCGGCAAAUCGAACAAACUUUUGGAACUGGCCAUGGACCAACAAACUUGCAUUUUCUACUUCUCAGUAGGCCUUACGCUUACAUCCGAGACUAUCUUGGCCAAUUCGAAAGCCUAGACCUUGCGUCUCUCCCUCAGGUCAAGAAAGAUGUUAGGCAGUACAUCAGUCUCGAGCUAGAGAAGCUCACCAAGCUGAAACAAUAUCCUUCAAGUCUUAAAGAAAAGGUCAGAUCUGCUUUGGAACGAAGGGCUGAAGACACUUUCCUCUGCGUUGGCUUCACCUGCCGCGAAUUGCGGCCCAUUCCUUCGAUCGAUGUGCUUGACUUUCUCAAAGGGUUGCCCGCAGAACUAGAAGGGUCUUACCAAAGGGUUUUCGCCUCCCUUCUUGACCCUAAUAAGCCCAAGGCUGCUGACGUACAAAGAAUGCUGACGAUUGUGGCAACCUCUGCACAUCCACUGACAAUAUUGGAGUUGGCUGACGCUUGCGGUUUCGAUGUGGACGAAGAUAUCGAAACCAGAAUGCAAUAUAUGCGCGACCGGGUAAACCACUGCCUCUUGAUCAUCGAUAUCGUACCAGAUGGGGACGACAGUCAGGGCAACACUAUCUGCAAUCGGCUGAGUCAAUUCAGCAUGGGAGCUCAGUCCCGAGACGAACGGGUUGUUCUCUUGCAUCAGACAGUGAAGCAGUUCAUGUUUACAUCAAUACCUGGACUUUUCAACGGCGGCAAAGAACAGUCACAUGCUAUCACCGCCUAUGGAUGUCUCGAUAAGGUUGUUACCUGUUUAUCGGAGAGCCGGGGCUUCCGGGAACACGGCGGUUGGCUCAGAUACGCGAUCCAUUACUGGCCUUAUCACGCUCGACUCGCUGGGGCGUGUUUUCAAGUUCAAAAGGCCCACGAGCCAUUGUUUCUGGAUCCGUCACCACUGCGACGCAAAUGGCUAACAUGGGUGGGCGGCUAUGACCCCGACGUGGUCAUUGCUGGGCAUUCGACAGGGCCGGCCUUGCCCGUUCUGAACGUGGCGGCCCUAUGGGGAAUCCCAAGUCUAGUCGACUAUGUUUCUGGCCGAGCCUCCCCGGGUUUGCAAGUCGAUCUCGCGCAGCGUGAUCAUGACGAUAUCAUUACCUCUGUGCAAUCACCAUUAACAGACGCUGCGGUGGGAGGUUCAAUCAACACAUUUCGAAAGCUCCUAGAGCUUGGCAUCCCACUGACGGAGGAGACUAUUGCCUCUGCUGCAAUGCAGGGGAAAGGGAGGAUAUUGCGCACACUACUGGAAUCCCGAGGCGACGAGAUCAGGCAGCGAAGCGACCUAGCCAACUGUGCCGCUACGUAUCUCAGCUCCAGCGAAAUGGCCUUCACUGUGGAUCACCCAGAUUUUACGAUAACAGAACCACUAUUCUAUGGUGCCAUGGUUAACGAAGAUCAUGGCCAUGAGGUGCUUUCGAUGUUGUUAUCCCGCACCCCUAUAGACGCCAUCUCAGCCAAAUCGCUGCUCGAACAGACAAUUGAAGACUCGAGCGUGGAGUCAGUCAGGUUCCUGACGGACUAUUUUGGCAAUCGUCUUGCGAUAGAGACACCAAUGGUGUUGAGGGCCGCCGAAAACAUCUCGUACGGGCCUGAGAUUAUCAAACUCUUAUGCGAGCGUUACCCUGAUAUCAAGUUAUCCGACGACAUCAUCAUAGCCAUCUUGAAGUUGCACGAACUUGAGGCAUCCCACAUCCAUGAUGUGUUGAAGGUGCUGUUCAAGUUGCUUGGGCCGAACUUUCGAACCACGAAGCAAAUUUUGCUACAUGCUGCUCAAGCCGAGUUUGAGUUUGACGACGAAGCAGUUGUAGUCGAACUCGUUCUGGAUCAUGCCAAUAAUAGCAUGGAAAUCACACACGACAUCUUCAUGGCCAUGGCGCAAAACUCGAAUGCAGGGGAAUCCAUUCCGCUGCUUUUCAAUCGCUACGGAGCCAUGAUAGACCUCAGAGACGAUAUUUUACGUGCUGCAAUCCCUCAUUUGCCCGCAAAACAAUUAUCCUCUGUAUUGGCUGCCGCCGGCAUCCUAAUAACUGAAGAGAUUGUUGCCGUUGCUGCAGAGCACUGGAGUCGAAUCCAGUUUGCAGAACUUCUACAAAACGUGGACUCGCACAUUCAGGUUACUGACAAGAUCCUGGUUGCUGCUACUCAUAAUGCAAACUGCGGACAUUACAUUUUGCUUACCUUGUUCAGGAGACAGGCUCAAAAUGACACAGUCAGCAUCAAAAUACUCGAAGGUGCCUUAAUGAGCACUAAUGAGGCCAUCAUGUCCGUCAUACUCAAGCGACGAGGAGAAGCAAUUCAUCUCGACAAAGAAUUGAUACAAGGGUGGCUGCGAAGCGAGCAGACCUCCGGGAAAGCAUUGAAAUUCUUGUUAGAAUACAAAACAAGCGAAGUGAACAGCAUUGUCGACACGAUGUCUCCCGAAGAGCAGGUCGAAUUCAUGGAAGAACGCUCGAAACUCUUUAAGCGUUUUGAGCACGACUCUUGGGACGACGUGUUUUGGGUGGAGGGGGCGAAGGGAUGA